UUUAUCCAGUUGUUUUGAUCAUCUAUCAAAAUUCCAAAAUUCCCCAAAUAUUUCCAAAUCCAUGAUGAAAUGAGAGAUGAAUUUCUCCAUAUCCCACAGCAUAAUUUAUGGACGACGGUAAACACAAAAUCAUUCCUAAGGAUUACUACAAGGUCUUAGAAGUGGAGUAUGAUGCAACUGAUGACAAUAUACGAUUCAAUUACCGGAAGCUUGCAUUGAAGUGGCAUCCCGACAAACAUAAGGGUGAUAUUGCUGUUACUGCCAAAUUUCAAGAGAUCAAUGAAGCUUAUACUGUGUUGAGUGAUCCAGAUAAAAGACUUGAGUAUGAUCUGAACGGGAAUUAUGAGAUUGACAAGUAUACUCUGGGGGAAUAUUUAUCGAGAUUCAAAGGAAUGAUACUUACCUGUAAUGGGCUUGGUAUUAGUCACACUUCAAUUCGGUCACAGCCACUGAUGGAACUUAAAGAUUUAAAAGAAAAGUAAGGUUUGGACUUUGGAGUGAUGCCAUUGUAUUUGUUCAUCUAUAUCCCACCUCAAUCCUUGUGCUUUUUGGGUAAGAAUAUAUUUGUAUGAUACAUAUACUGUUGCAUGGAAAGUGAUGCGCUGCUAUACUUGACGAGAAACAUCUGUAUAUUGGUCUCAUACUGUAAGUAGUAAUGCUAUCUAUGAUUUCUUGUAUAUGCUAGUUGAUAGAUGUUUGUACCCUGUAUUUGUUUCUUUUUCCAGAUUAAGAGAAAUCAUUUUAGCAUUA
This is a messenger RNA of Erythranthe guttata (spotted monkey flower), 750 nucleotides long. RefSeq lists its product as uncharacterized. Lineage: Eukaryota; Viridiplantae; Streptophyta; Magnoliopsida; Lamiales; Phrymaceae. The record is from RefSeq and is a predicted model, not a curated record. Gene Ontology annotation, cellular component: cytoplasm; nucleus.